AUGGGAUCUAAGUUCGGCUGUUACCAAUAUGACGAAGAGUCUUUUCUUAUCUAUCUAUCUAUCUAUCUAUCUAUCUAUCUAUCUAUCUAUCUCAGUGAUUUCAUCUCUCUCUCUCUCUCUCUCUCUCUCUCUCUAUCUAUCUAUCUAUCUAUCUAUCUCAGUCCUCUCAUAUCUAUCUAUCUAGCUAUCUAUCUAGCUAGCUCAAUCAUUUCAUUUCAUAUCUAUCUAUCUAUCUAUCAAUCUCAGUUCACUCGUAUCUUUCCCGGUCUGUUCAUAUCUAUCUAUCUAUCUAUCUAUCUAUCUAUCUAUCUAUCUAUCUAUCUAUCUAUCUCAGUGAUUUCAUAUCUAUCUAUCUAUCUAUUCAUCUAUUCAUCUAUCUAUCUAUCUAUCUCAGUCCUCUCAUAUCUAUCUAUCUAUCUAGCUAUCUGUCUAGCUAGCUCAAUCAUUUCAUUUCAUAUCUAUCUAUCUAUCUAUCUAUCUAUCUAUCUAUCUAUCUCACUCAAUCAUUUCAUUUCAUUUCAUCUAUCUAUCUAUCUAUCUAUCUAUCUAUCUAUCUAUCUAUCUAUCUCAGUCCUCUCAUAUCUAUCUAUCUAUCUAGCUAUCUGUCUAGCUAGCUCAAUCAUUUCAUUUCAUAUCUAUCUAUCUAUCUAUCUAUCUAUCUAUCUAUCUAUCUAUCUAUCUCGGUCAUUUCAUGUCUAUCUGUCUGUCUAUCUAUCUAUCUAUCUAUCGUAG
Molecule: messenger RNA, 732 nt
Organism: Acanthosepion pharaonis
Lineage: Eukaryota; Metazoa; Mollusca; Cephalopoda; Sepiida; Sepiidae
Source: the annotation of a GenBank genome assembly